UUGUUAGGUUGUACGUCAUACCGCUCACUUUAAAUCAUUGAGCAUGCCUAAUAAGCCGAAAAAGAUAAUUAAAGCUAAGAAGAUUAAGGAAGUUGUUCAACAUGAACCUGAGGUACCAGUUAUUCGUAAAGGGAAGCCUUCAAAAGUUGCUCCACUUCCUGAAAUAGCAAAGAAAACGGUGGCAAAGAAGAAGGUCGUCAAAAACCCGUUAAUCCAGCGCCGACCUAAAAAUUUCGGAAUCGGACAAGAUAUUCAACCAAAAAGGAACCUUUAUCGUUUCGCCAAGUGGCCAAAGUACAUCGAGCUCCAAAGGAAAAAGGCAAUCCUGAAGAAACGAUUGAAAAUCCCACCCCCGAUCCAUCAAUUUUCUCAGACAUUAGAUAGGAACUCAGCUGGUCAAAUAUUCAACCUGGUUACCAAGUAUCAGCCUCUAAGUAAACAAGCUAAGAGAAUGCUUCUCGUUCAUCGAGCACAAUUGCGUGCUGAAGGCAAACCUGAUGAACCAACAACACGUAAACCCACUGUUCGUGCUGGUAUUCGCGAAGUGACUACCGCCAUAACUCAGAAGAAGGCUCGCCUUGUUAUAAUAGCGCACGAUGUUGAGCCAAUCGAGGUGGUACUCUUCCUUCCUGCAUUGUGCAGGAAAAUGGGUGUACCAUAUUGUAUAGUUAAAAGUAAGGCCAAACUUGGACUUCUGGUUCACCGAAAGACGUGUACUUGCUUGGCCUUCACUAAUAUUAGAGAAGAGGACAAAUCGCGGUUAUCGAAAAUAGUUGAAAUGGUAAAGAACAACUACAAUGAUCGUUUCGAAGAGAUUCGAAAACAUUGGGGUGGUGGAAUCAUGGGUUCUAAAUCCCUCGCCAAAAAGGCUAAACUUGAAAAAGCAAAGAAGAAAGAGCUUCAGAUUAAACUUGGAUAACUUUACUUUAAUACAUUUUAACGGAAAAAUCUAUUCGUCUUAUGGUAUUUGAAGAACGUGUCUAGUCUGUUACUCUGUUUUAUUUACCUUGUUCUUAGUGGCUUCUUGGAAUCAUGUUAACUUUGCCAAUAACUUCGAGUGUUAGACUGUCCGUCUUGACACCAUUCGUUGUGCCACAUACUGGGAUAGCCUAGUAGUUUUUAAAACGUACUAUGAUAGUUUACAGCUAACUAGUAAAUAAUAUCUAAUAUUGGUAAUCGUUUAAAAGGAAUUAAUCAACAUGACUCAGCGUCAUGUGCAUUCUCGUUUUGUUUACUUUCAGUUCUUACGCUUUGUAAUCAUUCGACUUUACUGUCUUUGAUAAUAUUACUCAAAUAUUUAUCUGCUCUCAGUUGACGUUAUGUUCAUUCAAAGUUAAUAUACUUUCGCUAUAAACUUUCCUCAUGUUCGUGACUACUUUCCUACAAGUAGUGUCUCCUUUACAUUAAUAUUCUUGAUGACUCCCUUUGAGUUGAUAUUCAUGUAAACUUAAACAUAUGUGUAAUACUUUAAGCGGAGACAACCCACUUGUGGUUGGGUUUUCCCAUCACUUGCUAUGCAUGUGGCUCCAUUGACAAUUGGUAAGUUAGCCGUUUAAACGAUCUAAAGCAGUUGAACCUAAUCA
Schistosoma curassoni is the source of this 1583-nucleotide messenger RNA. Lineage: Eukaryota; Metazoa; Platyhelminthes; Trematoda; Strigeidida; Schistosomatidae. The record is from the annotation of a GenBank genome assembly.